AUGAAUAACAUUCUGAAAGACGUGCUGUACAAAUUCGCCCUAGUAUACUUAGACGAUAUAAUUAUAUUUAGUAAAUCGAUUAAGGAACAUUUAUCGCACCUAGAUAAAGUUUUCGAGCUUCUGGAAAUUGCGGGACUUAAACUAAAAAGAAAGAAGUGUGAAUUUUUUAAAGAAGAAUUGGACUAUCUUGGAUACAUCGUUUCUAGAAAAGGGAUAACACCAAAUUUGAAAAAAUUAAAAGCUAUUAUAGAUUACCCCGCUCCCAAAAAUACAAAAGAAUUGAGUUCAUUCUUAGGUUUGGCUAGUUACUACAGGAAAUUUAUCAGAGCUUUUGCUGAUAAAGCUCAUCCAUUGACUGCACUUACGAAAAAGUCAGCAGAAUGGAAAUGGGGAGAGUCAGAAGGGGACGCCUUUAAUUGUAUAAAGAACUGUCUCAUCACUAGACCUAUCCUGAGUUAUCCGGAUUUUUCGCGCGAUUUUAUCAUCUAUACGGAUGCCUCAGGGUAUGGAAUAGGAGCAGUCUUGGCACAAAUACAAUCUCUACCUCAAUCAGCGGAUUCAGGUGAGACUAACGAACCAGUUCCCAGUGAAUCAGACGACACAGAAGUCGUCAUUGCAUACAGCUCCAAACAUCUGAAUGACCGCGAAGCCAAGUGGUCCACCACAGAGAAGGAAGCUUAUGCGAUCGUUCAUGCAAUCGACGUAUUCCGAACGUACCUAUACGGACGUAAAUUUACAGUAUACACAGACCAUCGACCGUUAGAAUGGUUAAUGAGUAAGACAGAACCAGCAGGUCGACUAGCUAGAUGGGCACUCAAAAUCCAAGAAUAUGACAUCGUAAUUGGAUAUCGACCAGAUGUUACGACACACGUUAACAGUUGCUUAAGAUGUGCAAGGCGUAAAGCCUCCGGCGCAACGAUAGCACCGUUGCAACCUCUGCCACCGGUUGACAGAGUAUGGCAACGCAUUGCAAUGGAUAUAGUAGGACCAAUUCAAGAAAGUGUUAAGGGAUAUAAAUAUAUUCUAGUUCUAUCUGAUUACGCCAGUCGUUUCGUUUUUGCAUUUCCAAUGAAGAACCAAACAGCCCAAACAAUUGCAUCCAUUAUGGUAAAUAAAGUGAUAACGAAAUACGGAGCACCCGAGAUUGUGCUAACCGACCAAGGAACGAAUUUCCUUUCAAGUCUUGUUCAAGAGAUGUGUAAACUCUUUAAAAUCAAGCAGAUGAGAACUACCGCUUACCACCCGCAAACAGACGGACUAGUAGAAAGAUUCAACAGAACCCUGUGCGAUAUGCUAGCUUGCUACGUAGUAGAUGAACCGGAAGAGUGGGACAAAUACCUACCAUUUGUCACCUUAGCGUACAACACAUCGCAACAAGCCACGCUAAAGGACACCCCAUUUUACCUUUUCUUCGGAAGAGAACCAAUUCUACCUAACGACAUAAAAAUAAAUCGGAACUUCGAGCACGACGAAGGCAGUAGUGGAUUAUACUAUCAAAAAUGGAGAAACGCUCAAGACCUGGCAAGAAGUCACCUCUUCAAAGCACAAACUAAACAGAAAGGAUACUACGAUGAAAGAGCAAAAGGAAUUGCAUAUAAAAUUGGUGACUUAGUAAUGCUAAAAGCUCCACCAUCAGCAGAUGGAGAUAAUCCUACUAGUAAUUUGCGUGUUAACUACCCUUGA
Messenger RNA from Daphnia carinata, 1683 nucleotides. RefSeq lists its product as uncharacterized. The record is from RefSeq and is a predicted model, not a curated record. Bases 1 to 1683 code for a protein of 560 amino acids. Gene Ontology annotation, molecular function: nucleic acid binding. The transcript is spliced from 3 exons. NCBI's taxonomy places the organism in Eukaryota, Metazoa, Arthropoda, Branchiopoda, Diplostraca, Daphniidae. Gene Ontology annotation, biological process: DNA integration.